Messenger RNA from Bombus pascuorum, 3366 nucleotides. RefSeq lists its product as uncharacterized. The transcript is spliced from 14 exons. Lineage: Eukaryota; Metazoa; Arthropoda; Insecta; Hymenoptera; Apidae. Gene Ontology annotation, cellular component: membrane; synapse; neuron projection. Gene Ontology annotation, biological process: nervous system process; monoatomic ion transmembrane transport; regulation of membrane potential. Gene Ontology annotation, molecular function: neurotransmitter receptor activity; transmembrane signaling receptor activity; extracellular ligand-gated monoatomic ion channel activity. The coding region runs from base 314 to 3115 and encodes 933 amino acids. The record is from RefSeq and is a predicted model, not a curated record.
CGAGUAUGAUGUGGUUGAUCGCGAAAGUAUUUUAGAAAUUAUGCUUCAAAUCAUUCUACAAUGAAAACGAUAACUCUUCAGGAACACGGUUGAAUAAACUCAUCGAAAAUUCUGUCGGCUAGUCAGAUUGUUUAUACAUAGUGAAUCCUCUCGUUAUUAUUACUCUAUCUGAAAAUAUUUGAAAAGUAUUGAACCACCCUGGGGGCGUCUCGCGUAUCUGUAGCUUCGAAUUUCACGGGGCGUCUGAUAAUCGUUCUGCCACGAACGAGAAAUCGUUCAGUCGACUGAUGGCUGUUGGCUCAUUUCAAUCAAAAUGAGAAUACCAACGGUGCUUGGAUGCUUCCUUCUUCUUGGCUAUAAUUCGGCAAUUGCUUUUCUCGAGGAUGUCGAAAUUUCAACAUACAAUUGCAAAAGUCAUGAAACCGUCCCGCCAAUGUUGAGGUUGAAGAGGUUCCUAUUCUGUGAAUAUGACAGCAGCAUUCGACCGACUCUGUCUCAUCAAGUUGCCAACAACGUCACCAUGCAACUACUACCAAAAAUACUGGAUUUCGAUGAUUGGAAUGGCAGAAUGACACUGCACAGUUGGAUGACGCUCGUUUGGAACGAUGCUCAUCUGUCUUGGAAGCCCAGCGACUUUGAUGGAAUCAAUUUUAUUCACGUACGAAGCGAUAGCAUUUGGAUUCCUGAUAUUUCCGUUUAUAAUUCUGGUGAUAUGAUGUUCGACCAGACCGGUAUACCACCGACGACGUGUUUGGUCUUCAGCACAGGUUCGGUUAGCUGUGUGCCAUCGGUGAUGCACGUUGCUAAAUGCGCGACAGACUUUGCUUCAUGGCCCUACGACACGCAUCGGUGUCGAAUUAAUUUUGGUUCGUGGUCUCAUUCGGGGGAGGAAGUGAAUUUUAAUCUAGACAAGAAAGCGUUCCAAAUGGAUGGGUUUGCGAAUAAUACCGAGUGGGAUUUCAAAGUACUAAACGCGUACAAAGUAUUAAGGAAAUAUAAAUGCUGUCCAAACGAUACGUAUCCGAUGAUCGUUUAUGAGUUCGCUAUAAGUCGGCAUUAUGGUGUAAUGCAUACUACGUAUAUCACACCUGCUAUAGCGAUGAUGUUACUUACGUUAACUGUACUUUGGUUGGAUUCGAGAUCAACGGAAAGAAUGGCUGUCGCCGGUGUGAACUUAAUCUGCCAUAUACUUUGUAUGUUCGAUUUGCAUUGGCAGCUACCUCACAAUGGUAUCAAUCCUCCAAAUAUAUUACUGUACUACCGAGAUUCAUUAGCUUUAGCCGUGUUCGCCUUAGUUUUAACCGCUGCACUCCGUAAAAUGCAAGAAAUGAGUAUCGAGGUGCCCUAUUGGAUCUCUACGACCACAUCGUUCAUCUUGAGUAACAGAGCUGGGCGUUUUCUAAUUCUUACCGACGACGAUUCCAAAUUGUCUACCACGGGAAUAUUGGGUGGAGAAGGCGAGGAUAAUUCAGACUUACCAAAAUCUGGAAGCGAACCGAAGGAAUCGUCGUGGAGACAUUUCGCAGCCAUCAUUGAAUGGCUGUCUUUCUUCGUGAUCAUUUUCACCUACAUUAUCAUUCUGAUCACUCUUGUACCAUCCUCUCGAUUGUCUUAUCGAAACGAUCUCUCGAAUAAAAAAUUAUCUAUUUCUAUUUUAUUUGAUAGUACAACUGAAAAUUCUAAAAUUGAUAAAAGUUUAAAUGAUAACGAAGAAAAGGGGGCGGUUUUCAACCUUCUCGGUUUAACGUUUCACUGGGCGUGCGACUGCUCUACUCGAUCUAUCGAUGUACAGUUGUGGAUCUGUCAUUUCGUUUCGUGCCCUCACGGUUUAAACAUGAAGAAUUUGUUUUCUGUUUUAUUUGUGAUCCUCAACAUUCUGUUAGAUAAACGGAGAAUUUGCGCGAUGCACUGCAAAGACAUCACCACCACUUCUGCGUUAACGCGGCUGAAAGAUUAUUUAUUUUGCGAUUAUGAUAGGGAAAUCAGACCCACAAAACAUUAUAACAACGCCACUGUUAUUAACUUGGGAUUAAACAUACAACAAUUUCAAGUUAAUGAUAUAAGCAACAACGUUAUAUUCGAUGUUUGGCUAAAAUUGGUUUGGAAAGACCCUCAUUUCACUUGGGACAAAUCGCAAUUUGAUUCUAUCGCUUCUCUUCACGUAAAAAGCUACGAGAUCUGGGUUCCGGAUAUCGUAACGCACAGCACAACAGAUACGGGCGUUGAUGUUGAGAUGCCACAAGCUGAGUGCAUAGUACAACACGAUGGAGUGAUACUUUGUGUACCAAUGACAACAUACACAACAUUUUGCGAAUCUGAUCACACUUGGUGGCCUUAUGAUAUGAUGAAUUGUACUAUUCAUAUUGCUUCGUGGUCUCAUGGGAGCAACGAGAUUAGUUUACGUUCCUUCACAUUAAACGAUUUUUCAGAGAAUUCGACCGAGGACAAUUUGGAAUGGGAAGUGGUGAAUCUUUCUAAAAGUGAACGUGUAAUAGAUUCCAAGUACGGUUUAGGUUUUACCACCGAUCAAUUAUCAUACCACAUUCUUUUAAGAAGACAUUCCUCUAUGAAUACUGCAACGUAUAUGAUGUCGGCUAUAGUCUUAAUGACCAUGACACUAGUGGUACUGUGGCUAGAGCCAAGGUCCAUGGAACGUAUGAUAAUAGCGAAUUUGAAUUUCAUUUUGCAUUUAUUCUGCUUGUUGGAUCUUCAGUGGCAGCUUCCCUUCAAUGGGACCCAUCCUCCACGAUUAAUUCUAUUCUAUGAGAAAUCUCUUGCUCUUGCCACGUUCUCACUCAUAUUGACCAACAUUCUGCGAUAUAUGCAUGAAAUAAACGCUGAAGCACCUGCGUGGAUAUCCGUCACUACCGUUAAGGUUUUAAAAAGCAGAAUAGGCCAGAUAUUUUUAUUAAGCAUUUUGGAUCCGAAAGUAUCGGCUACAAUCGAAAUGAACGUGGAUGACAAUACGAAUUUAGUAUCUCCCAAUAAAAAAGAGUCGACAUGGAGGUACACUUCGGUUGUGAUCGGAUGGCUCGCUUUCUUAACCGUUUUAUUCACUUAUGUGAUAUUGCUAAUUAUUUUCUUACCGACAAGCAGGUUCGCAAGUUCCUUUUAAAAAUUUAAUUUGUGAACAGUCUUUUUUAUUAUAACGUACAUUAAAAGCAGUUAAAAAAAUGUAAAGCAUUCUUGAUACAAUUACAAUGUUCGUUGAGUUAUUUGAUCACAAGUCCCUAGAUUGAAAAAGGUUGGAUGUUUCAAAAAAUCUCUGAUUUUUUCUUCCUUUUUUUUUAAUAAAUACAUUUAUUUUGAAAAACAUCGGAUCCAUUUUUGCGAAUCUUAACAGUGCGACCAAAUUCAUUUUACAAU